AUGACGAUAAGGACAAGAUUCAUAAGAUCGUAUGAUUCAGAGAAGAAGUGUUGGGGAGUGGUGAAUGGUGUUGAGGAAUUGUUGGCUAUGAGGAGAGGUUUUGGGUGGUGGAAGACUGCGAGUUACGGUGGGAAACUUGUUUUGUUACAUUCUCAAGUAAAACACGUUGGAUUGACUUAUUUUGCGGAGAUUUCCUUGGAAAGAAACCAACAAAGGGAAGUUUGGGGUAAAGUUGAGUGGUGUGAUGAGGUUGUGAUUGGUGAGAGAAUUUAUAUUCUGAAAACUCUAGCUGUCAUGGUUUGA
Messenger RNA from Microthlaspi erraticum, 303 nucleotides. NCBI's taxonomy places the organism in Eukaryota, Viridiplantae, Streptophyta, Magnoliopsida, Brassicales, Brassicaceae. The record is from the annotation of a GenBank genome assembly.